AUGUGUCAGGGUGGAGAGAGUUUUUGCUCUGAUACAUUUUCUGCAACAAUUCGACACAACACUACAAAGAUCCAAGAGUAUUUGGAUCAGCAGAAUAAGAUUCCACUACAUAUUGGCAUCACAGGAGAGUCUGGUUCUGGUAAAUCCACCUUUGUGAAUGCCUUCAGAGGCAUAGACAACAGGGAUGAGAGAGCCGCCCCUACUGGUUCUGUAGAGACCACCUUAGAGGUCACACCUUACCACCAUCCAAACUAUCCCAAUGUUACAUUAUGGGAUCUCCCUGGUAUUGGCACCACCAAAUUUCCUGCUGACAAGUACCUGGAGCAUGUUGAAUUUGAGAAGUUUGACUUCUUCAUCAUCAUCUCUGACACUCGCUUCAGAGAAAAUGAUGUGAGGCUUGCUCAGGAGAUUCGAAAGAUGAGGAAAAACUUCUACUUUGUUCGCUCAAAGAUUGACAACGAUCUACGCAAUGAGGAAAGAAGUCAGAGGGAGUUCAAUGCAGAAAGGACUCUGAAAAAAAUCAGGGAAAACUGCAUUCAAGGUCUUCAAAAACAAGGUGUUGAGGCUCCACAGGUCUUCCUGGUGUCCAGCUUUGAUCUCUACCUGUAUGAUUUCCAUCUGUUAGAGGAGACCUUAGAGAGAGAACUUCCUGCACACAAGAGGAAUGCUCUGCUGUGGGCCAUACCCAGUGUCAACCUAGAGAUCAUCAACAAGAAGAAAAAGGCUUUACAGGCCAACAUAAAUUAUGUUGCAUGUUUGUAUGCGCUCAUAGCAUGUGUACCAGUUCCUGGGCUCUCGUUUGCUAUUGAUCUGACCGGUCUGGCUAAUGUUGUCAGAGAAUACCAAGUUACUUUUGGUCUUGAUAGUGAGUCAUUGCAGAAACUUGCUCUUAGUGCACGUGUGCCUGUGGAUGAUCUUAAAACAGUGAUGACAUCACCACUGGCUGGUAAAGAAAUAACCAAAGAGCUUAUCAUUGAGCUACUGUCUUCUUCUCCAAGUGGAGCUGCAUUAAUGGAAGCAGAAGGAUCCAAAUUCAUUCCAAUAUUUGGAAUCCCAGUAACAAUGGCCCUCUCUUUUACCUCCACCUACAACAGUUUGAAUACUUUCCUCAACAUGCUUGCUGACGAUGCACAGAGAGUAUUUAAGAAGGCCCUGGGUUUGAACACCUCGGUGUGAUAUCAUAUGGUGAAUGGAAAUACGGCAUUUAAUGGCACAUUUAAGAUUGUACAAAAAGUAAGUAAAUUUGCAUGAUACUUGUAAUAAGUGCUGUAAACAAAAUCUAAGUUUUAUAUCCUAGCUGCGCAUUUUCAGUCUAUCAAAUAGCCUCCAUGCAGGUCUAACUUACUCUAAUUAAUACAAACAUUAUUGACAGUCAACUUGUUGCAGCUUAGUACAUUGGAACUUUCAACAUUUCAACAUUUCAAAUAGGGAUUUUUAUCUUAUUUUCCAUAUAUAAAACCGUGUAUACUGCAAAAGAGCCUAUGAAAUAUUUGAUUGCUUUGCUCUUUGAAUUAUUUUUGUGAUGCAUUGUUGUUUUUGUUGUUAGUAACACUGAUGAGAAGAAGAAUAUUAAAAUUUGUAUCAAUACUAAUAUUAAUAAUCAUAUUCAGCAGGCUAUUAACUGUAUCUUUAUGAAUAAUAAACCCUUGUGGCAUGAUGUCGUCUGUGGAUUUGAUGCUGUGAUGAGUUUUCACUUCCUCUCAGUGGCCACAUUGUGGAACUGCAACACAACGUCAAUUAACAGAAGAUACACAGAUAUUAGAGACAAAUCUGUGAUUUGUGAGUUUGGGUUUUAUCAGUGAAAUUGAC
Thunnus maccoyii (southern bluefin tuna) is the source of this 1809-nucleotide messenger RNA. RefSeq names its product interferon-inducible GTPase 5-like. The record is from RefSeq and is a predicted model, not a curated record. Bases 1 to 1176 code for a protein of 391 amino acids. Gene Ontology annotation, cellular component: membrane. Gene Ontology annotation, molecular function: GTP binding. The transcript is spliced from 3 exons. NCBI's taxonomy places the organism in Eukaryota, Metazoa, Chordata, Actinopteri, Scombriformes, Scombridae.